CGCUCGCCAGGCCCCGUCGGCGUUAGCAGACGACAACAGAACCGUAUCGCUUCGUAGGCGACCACUCCGCUGCGUAGUCCUGUGUAGCUGUACGCGCUUCCCGCUGCUCCUACCUGACGUGGGCGCAAAAUUGAAGCACUCCACUUUUUUUUGUCGCUCUUCUCGUAGUCCCGUGGUGCGCCGCUCCUAUUUUGGCGUAGUGUUGUGGGUGCGGAACACCUUUGCGAAAGUUUCUGUGGACCGGUGUUCGCGUAACCCGGCUGUGCUGCGCAGUUUAGAAUUUUCUAGAGGCAAGUUGGGGGGCGGCCUUACCGUCACCGGCUGAUGUCAUCCCCAACGCGACUGGUGCGGCACGAACGGUAGCGCGCGGUAAUUCUGCAUCUCAGAUCCGAAACAACCGUCUCAGAAAGAGCAACGCCAGAAGAAAGCGUCGUCGUUUCAAGCAACACUUCUGGGUCCAACCAUCUCCGCCGGCUUUUGUCUCCGCCAAGUGUUUGAGCGAGUGACGGCUGUCAACUCUGACGUACGCGCCAAGAACGUCUGCUUCGUGUAGGCUACUUCGCCUGCAACGGGAUUGUGUGUGCUGUCAUCUCGCUUCUGGGGACUUCACGCUUUCAAGGCUUGUGGUUUGAAGCGCAAAGAGGUGAAAAGAACGAAGAGCCAUGUCCUCGCUCUUCACGAGCAGACGGCUGUCGGAUGAGCUGGAUGACCUUCGUAGCAGGCUUAACGACCAGUACUCGCGGCUGGACCGCGAGUACCGGUGCUACGAGAACAGGUACCACGACAUCCGGCGCAGGCUUUUCGACGGCAGUCCCUUGAAGCCUUCCGUCUGGACCUCUCUCACGAACGACUCCGAACGCUUCUGUCUCCGACUGGACGUUGGCCACUUCGACUGCGAUGACCUAGAGGUCAAGACGGUCGACAACCAGGUGGUGAUCCACGGCAAGCACGGAGACCGCACCGAUGAGCUUGGAGUCAUCUCGCGCGAGUUCACGCGCAAGUGCACCCUUCCCAAAGACGUGCAGCCGGAUGCGGUCAAGUGCUCCAUCACCUCCGACGGUUUUCUCAUCAUCGAGGCGCCGAAGCGCAGCGACAAGCCACACGGCCAGGAACGUGUGGUGCCGAUCACAGUGGUCGACGGAUCUACCAACGGUGCCACCACCGGCACGGACCACGAAGCCAGCGCUCCUGGUCCGUCCGGCAAGAAGACCACGACGACUACGACCACAAGCUCAGGAGGCACGGCGGGGACCGAGAGCCGCACGUCUUCGAGCACGCACACGGUGACGACCACGUCGUCCAAGUCGUCUUUCCUCAAGAAUGGUACGGGACCCGGCGUGAGCACCGGCGCCAUCAGCAAGGUCAUGUAGAGGAAGUACCACGCUGGUCACGGCAAAUGUUGCCGAGGUACUACCGUGGUGAUCGAACUGAUGCCUGGCCAUUUGAUUGGGCUCUUUGAUUUCCUAGACGUCGCUUCGCCACUUUGCUGUUUUCGGUGUUGUGGAAUGAUCCUCUAGAACUAGGCACACUGCAGUUUAAGUUUCGUUUCAGCUUUGCACACGAAACGCUGUCCGUCGGCGCUGGUGUCAUGUCUUGUUCUAGUCUGCUAGAGUUUUCACUCGAGAAUGUGCGAUGAUCUUACGGCGGCCUUCGUUUUGAGGCUCGAAGUGCGCUUACAACUUUCCGAAUAAUAUCGUUGACCGUAAUCUCGUGAUGUAGACUGUCUUACAGAUUAUUAACUUCUGAAGACCACACAAAAUCUACAGAACAGUGUCCAGAUCGUUCAUUCGUACCGGUAGAAUAUGCGCAUAGAUGCAACUCUAAGAAACUUAGCUUUAAUAUCAUGCGGAGUUCAUCUUGGUAAAGCUUUACUACGAAAAUAAGCGUCGAAAUGAGACACAAAAAGACAGGCUGUAUAUCAUGUGCAUGGUCAGUCUUUAUUGUCACGAUGUUUUCCGCACUUUCGGAAAUGCAAGCGCAUGCAAGCGGUGAUCUUGAAAAAAUUUUCCAUUUGACAGAACUAGAAGAAAGUUAAGAACGCCCGUAAGAGGUCAAUCAAGGAUUGAAAUAUUUUGGAUUUGCAAUUGUUUGGCUGACUUGAUUAUAGGCUGCUGUUUUUUUUUAAAACUGCCCAAAUAUGAUCUGUUGUGUCGAAAACUCCUACAGGAGGCAUUAAAUACAAUAUGACUGAGGACAGAAUGUGCUAAGAGAUAAUAUCAUUAUUGACAAAUGUUCUGUAGAUGUGUUCUAAAGACACAUCAUGUCUGAGGAAGCACUUCUACUUAAUGCCAAACCGUUAGGCAUUUGGAGUGUCACCCAGAGGCAAUAGUUCUCACACCUUCCACGUGAAGUCGGAGAAGAAGCUUAAUCUAUGGCAACCGAUAUAUCAGUCGAGCUCUUAUAAUUUGGUGAUGAUAGUCGCAGUUUUGAAAACAUUGAAAGUUUGUUCUCGUUGCAGACUUUACACCCCAAAGAAGCGGCUAGCUAGCUUUCUACAUCGCCCAGCGGAUUGAACAAUUUUCACCAAGAAAAAUAUAUUGACAAAGCAAGGAAUCUAGGUAAAAGAAAUUUUGACAGCGUGCUGUAUACUUCAGAA
Rhipicephalus microplus (southern cattle tick) is the source of this 2596-nucleotide messenger RNA. RefSeq lists its product as uncharacterized. Lineage: Eukaryota; Metazoa; Arthropoda; Arachnida; Ixodida; Ixodidae. The record is from RefSeq and is a predicted model, not a curated record. Gene Ontology annotation, biological process: response to heat; protein refolding. Gene Ontology annotation, cellular component: nucleus; cytoplasm.